AUGUCGCGAGUUAUCCCAAAACGCGAUAAGAAGAGACCUCAGGAUCGAAAUGCGCAACGCGCUACUCGCCAACGCACCAAGGACUGCCUGGCACUGCUGGAGCUCCAAGUCUCGCAGCUGCAAGGCGGCGCAGACAAGGCGCUUUCAGAUGAGCUCAGGCAGAUGCGCAAAGAGCGCGACGAAUUGGGCACACUAGCUGAUGAUCUAGUUACUAUCGCAGAAGCAACAAAAUCAGCAUUGGAGUCCAGCAAUAAUGAAGCCGCCCAGACAUAG
Molecule: messenger RNA, 273 nt
Organism: Aspergillus niger
Lineage: Eukaryota; Fungi; Ascomycota; Eurotiomycetes; Eurotiales; Aspergillaceae
Exons: 1
Coding region: 1-273 (90 amino acids)
Biological process (GO): regulation of DNA-templated transcription
Molecular function (GO): DNA-binding transcription factor activity
Source: RefSeq, a predicted model, not a curated record